GACCCAGUUGACGACGUGGCCAAGCUACGUCUUAUUCCUGCGUUUCCUCGAGCCGGGGUGAUUCAAACGAGAUAAGUAACCUCCGAAUAACACAUGCUCUGAAUAACAUACUGGAAACAUUUACAUUUGUGAGCAACGAUGUCUGGAAAAACCAAAAGCAGAAGUGUUGCAAACGCGGACUCGAUAUCUGGCGGUGUAUCCUGCGAUGAGCGAAUUUUGCGGGAUUGUCAUCAACUGUACACGGAACCCGACAGCGGGUUGAUUGCAGUGGCCGAAUCUGUGGAUGUGAAGUUGCUGGCCCCUCGAAAGAAGAUCACUGUGAUGCUGAUGGGCAACCACUCUGCUGGGAAGAGCUCCUUCAUCAACUGGUAUGUUGAAGAGCACAUCCAGCGCACUGGAGUCGCUAUUGAGACCCAGGGAUUCAGUUUUGUUACAAGCGGGCGCAAGAGAGAAUCUCUCACAGGAAAUGCCACCCUUCAUUUGUAUCCACACUUCAAGCCUCUGCAAGAAUUCAGAGGUGUAUCGGAAUAUCUGAGCACAGAGAUCUGCACGUCACGACAGAAACGUUUCAGUCUGGUGACUUUUGUGGAUUCGCCUGGAUUGGUGGAUGGUGAUAUGAAGUAUCCCUUUGAUGUUGAUGAAGUCAUCCUGUGGCUAGGUGAUCUCUGUGACCUGAUUCUGGUCUUCUUUGACCCGAUGGGUCAGGCUCUGUGCAAACGUACCCUCAAUAUUGUGGAGGCCCUGAAUGACAAACAUGGGGAUCGGCUGCGUUUUUACCUGAGCAAGGCUGAUGAGGCCGGGGGCGAGUCUGAUAGACAGCGAGUAAUGAUGCAGAUUGUCCAGGAGCUCUGCAAGCGACCAGGACUCAAUAAAUGUGGCUUUGACAUGCCCACCAUCUACAUUCCUAAUCCAAACAAGCCGAGCCGCUGUGUCAACCAAGUUGAGGAAGUGUGUCGCACCAUUGAGAAAACCAUCAAUCAGACAGUCCAGAAUACACUCAACUCUCUGGAGAAGGACUGUGAGGUCAUCAGUGAAGCCAUCACUGAUAAACUCACCAAUGACAGGCAGACAAGUAUUGAGAACCGACGGGCACGCUGCAAGAGCUGUCUCUUGACUCUGCUGGGCUUUAGCAUCCCGCUAGCUCUUUUGUCCAUACUGCUGCUGGGCACGCUGUCACAGGAAGUUCUGGAGAUGGCUUUGGGCCGCCAAGGCAUUGAGGCGCUAUCACUUUAUCUGAUUCCCGUUGUACGGAUAUUUGACUCCAUGUCUGGAGAGCAGCAGCUCUACGGCUGUGGCGGGAUGGUCCUUGCUUCUUUCCUCCUGCUCAUCAUUGCGCGCUUCUCCUUCAGGACUCAACCAACUCUGUCAGGCAAGCAGAAAAGGCAGCUGCAGGAGAAAUUGGAGUUUGUUCAGGAGGUGGCAAAGACCAAAAAGAAGAAGCUGUAUGAAGACUACCUGCGGCAGAGUGUCAGUGAUCAUGACAUGAACUGAAAGACCCAAAUGGACAAACAACACGGACCAAAUAGGAAAAAAAAGCACUGCCAGCGUUACACUGCAAUACUUCUACCUUUUUGAUACUGUAUCAAUUUCAAGAAAAUUCACAUUAACCCCCACCGCUUCCUGCUAUCUUUUUACAGUAGAUGCUUACCAGCAAAUUAGAAGGACCUGAUUUUAUUGUUGCUUCUGCUCUACUCAAUCAUCAUUUCAUGCUUAUACCACUCUACAUAUUGAAAUAUUUGCUAUUUAUAACGUUUCCUUAUCUGAGAAAGUUUUGGUCAGUCAGCAAAUGGCACUGCUUUACUUUGUAUGAGUUACUGGUCCCUUUUUUUUUUUUUUUUUUUUUUUGUACCUUCACCAGCAUUUUAUACAGUGUUUUGACAGGAUCAAUCAUGAAUGUUAUCCAAAUAUGAAAUUACAAUAUCUCAGUUAUAUGACGUUUAUAAGCAAGCAAGGUUUUCUGACUGUGAUUUUCCACUAGUCACAUUUGUUUCCCAAUUGUUCCCUUUUGAACAUUUUUAAU
Molecule: messenger RNA, 2020 nt
Organism: Dunckerocampus dactyliophorus (ringed pipefish)
Lineage: Eukaryota; Metazoa; Chordata; Actinopteri; Syngnathiformes; Syngnathidae
Exons: 12
Coding region: 139-1491 (450 amino acids)
Molecular function (GO): GTPase activity
Source: RefSeq, a predicted model, not a curated record